AAGAAGAAGAAGAAGAAGAAGAAGAAGAAGAAGUAGUAGUAGGGGUUCGCUUGAUUUCCUUCACUGCUGCGUCUGGGAGGGGCGGCUCUACAUCCCGCUGACGGAAAAGUGUCUCUGAGGAUUUAGAAAAACAAGCACAUUGAAUUCACGUGUCGCUUUCUGAGUGCGUCAUUGCCCUGACGCUGUGCAUGCGGUGUAUCUGGAGCAGCAGUAAACGGUUAUUUUCCUGGACACUUCUUCACCUUUAUUCAACAACAUGUCAUCUUUACUGAAAGUCGACCGCGAGCUGAAGAGCAAAGUGGAGACGUUCAGGACUCAGAUCAGCAGUGAGGCUGAGCACCUGGUCGCCUGCUUCUUCCCAAAAAAGCUCCUGGAGUUGGAUCAGUUUCUCAGGGAGCCGAUUCUCAACGUGACUGACCUGAAGGAAAUCCACUCGGAGAUCAAGUUCAGAGUCCCAGAGCCCAUCCUCUUCACCAACAGCCAUGACGGCAUGGACACGAACACCAGGAAGAGGAAACUUGACGAUGGACUCGCUGAUGAGAGCUGGCAAGGCGGAACCAAAACAGCUGUGAUGCCGGAGGGGAUAAUAAAAUGCAACACCAAGCUGGUGGACCUGAUCGAACGAGUCAAACCAGAGAUCCGCACGCUGAUCGAGAAGUGUAACACAGUGAAGAUGUGGGUCCAGCUGCUCAUCCCCAGGAUAGAAGAUGGAAACAACUUUGGAGUGUCCAUACAGGAGGAGACGGUGGCAGAGCUGAGGACAGUGGAGUCAGAGGCAGCAUCUUACCUGGACCAGAUCUCCAGAUAUUACAUCACAAGAGCCAAGCUGGUCUCCAAAAUUGUCAAGUACCCUCACGUGGAGGACUACAGGAGGACCAUAUCAGAGAUCGAUGAGAAGGAGUACAUCAGUUUGAAAAUCAUCGUCUCAGAGCUCAGGAACCAAUAUGUCAUCCUUCAUGAUAUGAUCCUGAAGAACAUUGAGAAGAUCAAGAAACCAAGAAACAGCAACGCUGAAGCUCUUUACUGACAACCUACACACACACACACACACACACACACACACACACACACACACACACACACACACACACACAAGCUCAGUCAACAAUACUGACCAAUAAUUCUAUUUUUUGUCGUGGACUAUCUGAUAUUUUUCGGUUUUUACAACCUCGGGACAAUUCACGACGUGUCACAUCAGACGCUACUUGGGCAGAUAUUUGCUGUUGCCGGGCUCACUGUACUAUCUGUAUGACCCCAGCUGUGUGGGUCCAUAGUGAGCUAGAGUAAUCCAUUAAUAUGCUUUUAAAAAAGCACAGAUACAUUUCAGCUGUUCCUUUUGGCCUGACCCUGCAUUCUCCCACAUCUGACACGUAACCAUCAGUCUUGACUUCUCAGUACUCUGCAGCGUGACCUCUGACUUUUCCCCAUAAGUACCGGGCUGCAAGCUGUAGUGACAAAGCCCCCCCUCCCAUCUGCUCCACUGGGACUGAAGCUCAGAGCCUCCUGCUGCUUCUCUUCCUGUCAGGGUCCUGGUUGAGUUUUGCUCUCAUGGAUGCCGUGCCUCUCCCAGGAUUUAUUGUCAGUUUUUUUUAGCUCCUUCCUUUUUAUUUAGUUCAUACCCCGUAUCUGGAACUUGGAAAAAAUUGGAAUUUAAAACUCCAACUCCAGCGAGUCCUCUCCUGGUGGCCCUUAAACUGUCAAGAACUCCCAUCUCAAACAAUAUGCAGAGAUGCGACUGAAAAGCUUAUCCGGCAUGACUCCAUUCCUCAUUUUUUAGUCUUGGUCUUGACGUGAAGAAUAUUUUGUAUUCUUCCCCCUGCCCACUUUCUUUCUUGUCUAGUGCUUGUUGUAUCUUAGCAUCAUACUGUUACUCUGACAUUUCAAGAAAAUAGCCAUUUAGCCUGCCCUCCUUUUACUGUGACACCCUAGCCAAACCCAAAGGAAAAAAGAGUGUCUGUAGUUCCAUGAAGCUGUAUAGUUUUUAAGGCCCUGCACAGUUAAUAUCGGUUUCAAUCUGGACUCUUCAGUUUUCCCCAGAUGUAUUCUGCUAUAAUAAUGUUAUUUUGUAUUUUGUUCACAUUGUGAUGCCAUAUUGAAGCCCGGUGCUUUAAUAAACUUUUGCAACUGACCUUAUGGGAAAUUAAAAAGUCACGUCCAGGAUCGCCUUUAAAGUGCAUGCACAAAUGUUUUUAUUUCAACUUUUUAUGCAAAUAAAGUGUUAAAGGAACAAAUCUCUCUGUGUGCUUGAAAAUGUGGUCGAAACAAAUUCAAAAUCAAUUGAAAUGUAUAUCCAUGUAACAUUUUAUUAAAAUAAUUCACCAUAA
This is a messenger RNA of Gymnodraco acuticeps, 2324 nucleotides long. Its product is annotated as proteasome activator complex subunit 3-like. Gene Ontology annotation, molecular function: endopeptidase activator activity. The transcript has 10 exons. Gene Ontology annotation, biological process: regulation of G1/S transition of mitotic cell cycle; positive regulation of endopeptidase activity; regulation of proteasomal protein catabolic process. The record is from RefSeq and is a predicted model, not a curated record. The coding region runs from base 257 to 1027 and encodes 256 amino acids. Lineage: Eukaryota; Metazoa; Chordata; Actinopteri; Perciformes; Bathydraconidae. Gene Ontology annotation, cellular component: cytoplasm; nucleoplasm; proteasome activator complex.